AUGAAGGAAGUUCAACAGGAAGUGAGUGCUAGAGAAGAUGAUUACAAGGGACAGAAACCGAAUCCAGAAGAGUUGAAAAGUGAUGCAGCAAUAAUAGGAAAUGGAAAAGAAGGUGAAGGCAGUGCUACUACUACGGCUACUACUACAGCAGCUGCUGCGAACUCCAGUGGAGGUGGUUACUUAUUCAAUUUGUUAGACCGAUUUAACAAUUUAACCAAGGCUAAACCCAAAACAGAACAGGAUGAAAGUGGUAAUGCAAAGGAACUAGAUAAAAGUAAAGGUAUGGAUAUGAACAACGAAGUAAGAAAAGGGAAAGAGGAUGAACAUUGUGAUUUUGUUCAGAAAGUAGAAGGAAAUGAUCUCAUUGUGAAGACUGAGAGUGAUAAUGAUAACAAGGAAGACAAGAAAAGUAGUAUAGAGAAUCCAGAAUGUGUCGAAAUUGUGGAAGAUGUAGAAAAUAUGGAGAGUAUGGAAAAAUCUGACCAAAUGAACAACGAGCAGGAUGACAUUAAGGAGGAAAUCAGUGAAUCUAUUCCAUCGAACGAAGUAACAAAAACGAAUAGAAAAAAUCAUCAUGAGGGAAAAGAAAAGCUGAAGAAUUCUUCUACCCCAACUGAGACUGAUUGUGAUACUUUUAAUGAAAAUGGAAAAAACGUAAUGAAAUGUAGCUCCUCGGAUCAUGAAGAUUAUGAACGUGUUGAAUCUGAUCGCGUUGAAUCUGAUCGUGUUGAAUCUGAUCGUGUUGAAUCUGAUCGUGUUGAAUAUGAUCGCGUUGAAUCUGAUGGGGAAAACGGAAAAUACGAUGAGCUAGCCAAAGCUGAGGAAUUAAUUAAAGAAAUAAAAGAAAAUGAAGAAGUACACAGUGAUGAAAUGAGCAAUGAUAUGCUUCUCCUAUAUGCAGAAUUAUAUAAUUGUCUCUUCGACCGUUUAGAUUGUGAAGAAUUAGGAAAUAAAGAAAAGACGCAAAUUUUAAAGAAGGAAAUAGAAAAAUUUAGAGAAAAUCAGAAUAUAAUGUUGGACUAUUUAGGACGUUACAAAAAUGAGGUAAAAAGUAUUUUAUUAAGUAUGAACGAUUCUUCCCUUGUAAACAACAAUGUAAAUAUAAAUGGCAAUAUAAUUGCAAAUGAUAAUGAGGAGAAUGAGAAAAGGGAAUCACAAAAUCUUGACCAAGUAUCACAGCAGCUCAACAGAAGGGACGGUGCUAUGCUAAGCGAAAUAAAAAGUUCGUUUUAUCAAAUGAUGGAACAGAAAUUAAAUGGAUAUGAUUAUGAUAAUAACGAAAUUGAAGAAAAUCUAAUGUAUAAUAGAAACCUAAAUAUGUUUUUUUUACUCAUGUGUAGAAAACACAUUAUACAUUUCUUAGAGGAAAUAUUCUCUGCAAUCCAUGUAAUGCUUGUUGAGAAGGAAAAAUUGGAAGAAGAAAUGAGUGCAUUAUUGAAGAGGAUGAACCGUAUUAAUAUUUUUAUGCACCUUUUGAUCAAGACAAAUGAGCGAAAUGGUGGCAAUGCAUCUACAAAACAUGAUUGUUUAAAGGGAAGCUACAUCUAUGACGAUCAAGGUAGCCAUAACGACGUAAGUAAUAAGAUACGAAUGGACACUGAAAACAACAAGAACUACAUUAACGGUAAGUGUAGAACGGAGGAAGUACUUGAGAACAAUACUGAGAAGCAACAUCAUCAGCAGUACUACUCUCAGCAGAAUCACUCGCAGCAGUAUCACUCGCAGCAGAAUCACUCGCAGCAGUACCACCCUCAACAGUAUUACGGCCAACAUCAUCACCAGCAGUACCACAUCCAGCAGUAUCAUCACCAACAUCAUCGACAGCAUUAUCAUCAUGACACAUCGAACAGAACGAACUUCAGCCCAUUAAACCAUGGUGUGAAUAGAUUGAAUAAAGUGAAUAAAAUGAAUUUAAACAAAAAGACGUCAAACUAUUUUAGAAAGGACAAUAACGAAACGCAGGUUAGUUUAUCCACAGGUUUAACAGAAGUGUCAAUUGUUGACAAGAAGGUUCGAGACAGGAAUUCUAAAAAGAAAAUUCUGAGCAAUGAGAAUAGUAGCAGUAACAGCACUCUCGUGUUAAAUGAUAAAGGUGUGCCGAAGAAGAUAUCGUGUGAGAAUUCAACUCAUGGAGUGGGAAAUGGGAAUGCAAAUGGAACCGGAUUGACAAAUGAUUACUUCAGCGACAUGAUGGUUUACAUAUCAUGGGUUCCUAAGAGUGCAAGAUGUCAAUACCCACUGGAACUGCCUAAAAAUUCAGCUGAGAGAAAUAAGCUAGCUGAAUAUAUAGAAGCAAAGGAGCAAAUGUUAUAUAUUUUAAAAUUAAUGGGUUAUGAAGAAAUUGAUAAUAUAUAUUUUCAUCCACCCAAAGGUUCACAUAUUAAAAUUAAAUUCAAAACGUUAGCAUGUAUGAAUAAAUUUUUAAAGACGUACAAAAAUACCCCAGAUAAAUGGAAAGAAGAUAUGUUUAAUUUUUUUAACAUUCCUUUGAGAAGUAGUAUAUCAGUUCGAGAUCUUCGAAUUGAAAGAGCUGUACCGAGAUCAUCUGCAGCAGAAUUUAAAAAAAUAAAAAAAAUUAAUAAAAAUUAUCAUGAUUUGUUUUUAUUUAAAGAUAAUUAUCAUCUGUGCGAAGACGGUAACAAUAAUAAUAUUUCCAAAUUAGAAAAUGUAAAUAUACAUUACGAUUCUCUUAAUAAACAUAUUGUCAUGCAUACCAAGGGAGCAGCAACAGCAACAGCAUCUGUAGCAAUGGCAGAUGAUUAUCAUGGUAAUGGUAAUAACAGCAAUAAUAAAAAGGCUAAUAAUGAUCACAGAAAAAAUAUUUCAAAAAUGAAAGGUAUUAUAGGAUCCAUCAGUGUUAAUGAAAAUGCUUCAGAAGAAGUAGCACAUGUUUUAGUAGAUGAAAACAGCAGUACUCCCUUGAACAAUUUUAGCACAUUGUGCAAGGGGAAUAUGUCCACGGCAGUUGAAGGUGGUAGUAAUGGAGCUAUUUCUGUUGGAACCUUAGGAAGAUUAGGAAGCAGUAGUGUUAUAGAAAGAAAUGGUAGUGCCACUAAUGGAAUUGGAAAUGGAGAAAUGAUGAAUGUAUCAAGUAGUGCUAAUAAUAACCUUAUAAAUGACACUGAUAAUGGUAUAAACCAUGAUGCACAUGUAGAUCACCAUCCUCAUCAUCAGCCUUUAUCAGGACAUGAUAAUAUCAGUAAUGCCUUGACGACCAAGACCACUGCAGUGAUAAUGUCAAAUGGUAUACUGAAACAAGUUAGUAAUAAUAGCAGUAGUGCAAACAUGUUGCAUGGUAUUUACCCAAAUGGAAAGAGUAAUACUAAUAAUAUCAGAAAUGGUGGAAGAACUUUCUUAACUUCCAAUCAUAUGGGAUCAGGUGGUGUUGGUUUUGUACCAGGGGUAAAUGGAAUGGGUAGUAGUAGUAGCAUGAGUGGAUAUUAUGGUAAUUAUGUAUCAAAUCAGAUGGGAAAUCAGAUGAGAAGUCAUUUGAACAGCGAGACUCUUAAUCAUUUCGACGGCGGAAGUAUGCGCAAUGGUUGUAUAAGCAAGAAUAUAGUAGGAAACGAUAAAUUGAAUUAUACAAUCAACCAUAACAACACUAUGUAUUCAUCUAGAAAUUCAUCUAGAAAUAUAUAUCUGAUGAAGAACAAAAAUCUGAAUAAUAAAACUGUAUGUGCAGGUGAUGAAGUAGAUACUAUUGGAAGUGGUCGUGGCAUUGGCAUUGGAAGUAGCACCAGUGGUGGUGGAGGAGGAGGAGGAAGAAGAAAUUCCUUUUUAUCCAAUUCUAAUUUCCUAAGUAGUAGUAGCAGUAAUAAUGGCAUGAACACAAUAAAUAAAGAUAAUAUAUUAAAUAAUGUUAGUUACAAUUUUAAGAAACAGACACACUAUGCAUCAUUUUCUAAUGCUUCGAACAACAACAUGAAUUCACAUAAUGAACAUUUGUUUUCUUUCAACAGUAGUGGUGGAAGCACAGCUAAUGUGAAUGGUUCAAAUAGUGCACUUUGCAGUAACAACCACGGAAAUGGAAACCUAAUUAUUAGCACUUUUAAUAAUACUCAGCACAGCAAUAACCACAGCAAUAACAGCUCAACUAGAGGAACACAAAAUGGAACGACAAAUUUGAACCAUUUUGGAACAAGUUCACAUUUAGAUGUAGCAGGGUCUAGUAAAGAGAAAAACUUAAUGCGUGGCUUUAAGAGUUGCCAUCUGGGUAUUGGCACUGCUGGAGAAAUGAACGCAAGCAUGGGAAGUUUCGGUGUUGGAUCGUUGAAGUUGCAAAAUGAUUUCUGUAGUGGCAAUAACAGUGUCAAUAACAACAACAGUGGCAGCAACAAUGGCAACACCUAUAGCUAUGGGGAUGAUAAAUUCUGCACAGAUGUGAUUAAUCAAAAUUAUGGCACGCAGAACGAUGACAUGAAGGAGGACUUUAAGAACCUAAUUAACAUUGAUUUUAUAAAUGACAUAGAUAUGGACUUUGAUGAAAAGAGCAAUGAAGAACUAUCCAUGAGCAGCGUCUGUGAGUAUGGCAACCAUGGAGAUGGAAAUAAGAAUGGCAAUGUCAGUGGCAAUGGUAGUGGCAAUGGCAAUGACAAUAACGAUGAAAAUAACAAUGGCAAUAGCAACGGUAAUGGCAAUAGUAAAGCCCUUUCGAGAAAUUUUAAUCAUUUGCAUCAACAAGCCAAUAACGUCAAGAGGCUUAAUCCUUUGGAAAGUUGCAUGAGUGAAGGAUUGCUGAGUGCCAGUGGUGCUACGUGCGUGGGUAAUUGUGCAGGUAACUGCAUGGGAAGUAGUUGUGUUGGUAGCCGCAAUGGAAGUAGCAGUAUUAAGGCACGAGAGUAUGAACAAUUUGACAAGUUUGACAAGUUGGACAAGUUCGACAAGUUUGACGAGUUCGACAAGUUUGACAAGUUCGACAAGUAUGACGAGUUCGAGAAGUUUGACAAGUACAACAAAUUCGAGACAUAUGAUAACAUAUACAAGGAUAUGAGUUACCGGAUGAACAACGAAGAAGAGGAAUUAAACGCCAAUGAAGAAAUGAAUCUCAAUCAGAACGAAUUUGCAUACUCAAAUAUUGGUUUGAAUAACAUAAAUAAAGUUGGAAGUGUAUGCAGAGGAGGAAGUGUUGAUCGAAGUGGAAUCAUGAUCUCUGAAGGAUACAACAACAAUUACUUCUCAGAAGAAAAAGCAAAAAAUAUUUUUCCCUAUUAUGACAACGGAAGAAAUGGAAUAGCUGAAGCACCCACGACCAGCAAUGGUAGUAACAACAAUGUGUAUGUAAAUAUGGGUAUAAAAGGAAAAAAUACAAAUAACAGUAAUUCGUUAAAUGUGGAAAAUGCACCAAUGAACAAUAACUACAGCACGCUGAUUGAGCAUGCAGAAAAUGGCAUGAAUAAUUCGCUGGAAAAUUCAGUGGGAAAUUCAUCAUCUUCCCUUUAUCGAAAUACAUUAAAUCCAAAUUUAUACAUAGACGGAAUUCCCUUCAAUAAUGCAUAUGGAAAGUACGAUGGCAACAACUUUUGUGAGUCAAAGAAAGAUGAUAAAGUGAAAGCAGCUGAAUAUGAUUUAAAAAUGAAUGAAGAAGAGGAAAAUAAAAGUUUUUUAGGAUACUCCUUUCAAACCUCUCGAGUCGAUAAGGAGAAAAGUUUUUCUGACAAUUAUGUCAACUUUUUUUGA
This is a messenger RNA of Plasmodium gonderi, 5676 nucleotides long. RefSeq lists its product as hypothetical. Lineage: Eukaryota; Apicomplexa; Aconoidasida; Haemosporida; Plasmodiidae. Bases 1 to 5676 code for a protein of 1891 amino acids. The record is from RefSeq and is a predicted model, not a curated record. The transcript has a single exon.